AUGCUAUGGAGCGGUCUACCACUCCUGUUCAGAUUGGAAAAAAAUAAUCAAAUGAGACCAAAUUCCAACAUCUUUCUAGUACCCAUCAUGGUGUUCAACUAUCCAUUUCCAAGCCCCACCACAUCAGCUAGAUACAAAUUUUCAGCUUGCAGAGAUGGAGAUAGAGAUUACACAGAAAUACAUUUAUAUAAGCUGUACGCGGGUAGAGCCGCGGACAGAAAGAAG
Messenger RNA from Brenthis ino (lesser marbled fritillary), 225 nucleotides. The record is from the annotation of a GenBank genome assembly. NCBI's taxonomy places the organism in Eukaryota, Metazoa, Arthropoda, Insecta, Lepidoptera, Nymphalidae.